AUGAAGUUGAUCGAGUCCAACGACACCGUUGUGUUCCCAGAUAAUGUGACUUUCACAGUCAAGAACCGCAUCGUCCACGUCACCGGACCACGCGGAACCAUCCGUAAGGACUUCCGUCAUCUUCAUAUGGAGAUGGAACGCGUCGGAAAAAACACCCUCCGUGUUCGCAAAUGGUUCGGAGUCCGCAAGGAGCUCGCCGCUAUCCGCACCGUCUGCUCACACGUCAAGAACAUGAUCAAGGGAGUCACCCUUGGAUUCCGUUACAAGAUGCGUUCAGUUUAUGCCCAUUUCCCCAUCAACGUUACACUUCAAGAUGGAAACAGAACUGUUGAAGUGAGUACUUUGAUAUUUUCUUCUGUGAUUUUAAAUAAUUCUAUAAUUUCAGAUCCGUAAUUUCUUGGGAGAAAAGAUCAUCCGACGUGUGCCACUCCCAGAAGGAGUCACCGCCUCUAUCUCUACCGCCCAAAAGGACGAGAUCAUCGUCGAAGGAAACGACCUCCAAUUCGUCUCCCAAGCCGCUGCCCGUAUCCAACAAUCCACCGCUGUUAAGGAGAAGGAUAUCCGUAAGUUCCUUGACGGAAUCUACGUUUCUGAGAAGACCACCAUCGUCGCAACUGAUUAA
This is a messenger RNA of Caenorhabditis angaria, 622 nucleotides long. Lineage: Eukaryota; Metazoa; Nematoda; Chromadorea; Rhabditida; Rhabditidae. The record is from the annotation of a GenBank genome assembly.